AUGGAAGAUCUUAGGGAACUGAUCUUUAACUGGACACUAAAGCCCAAUGAAUUUGACAUCUAUCUCAAUAACCUCAAGGAAUCAGAGUAUAGCGAGAGUGGCGCGAGGAUUCUUCGCGCCUUCAUGGAAGAGCCAGUUUUCAAGACGUUUACUGGUAUAAAACCCGCGGCAGAAAUGCAGAACGUUGUGUUAACAGGAAAGCAAGAUUUGCUUUUGAAAAAGUCGUGUAAGUUAAUACAAAAGACAAAAUUGGGUUUGCAUCAAAUAGAGAGAAAUGUACCCGUUUAUCUUCAAGGAAUCUUAUUGAGAUAUUUAAUUGAAUAUGCGCCGUCUUCCGAUCCUAGCCAAGAUCCUAUAAUCAGAACAUACAGAUGGUCGAUUCGAUCUGUUUACAAAGAUGCACCAACAUUUAACAAGUUUAUCGACUCGUCUUCCGUCCACACUCGCCUUGAGGAACUUUAUGGUAAACUUACUCGAGAAAGCGAGAGCAUUUCGCAAGAAAACCGGAUUUUAUCAGUCCAGUUGGCUUUUGAAUUGGGACGGUUCUAUUUUGCCAAAGGAGAUUUUAAUAAGGCUGCGUUUUACUUGGAAAAUUCUGUCGCAGCCAUGGAGAGCCUAGAUGACAGUGAAGACUAUAAUAAUCUCUGUGAAAUAAACAAAGAGAGAUUAAUUGGUUUUGCACAAGCGGCGACGGCCAUGUCGGGUCCUCAAUUUCAUGAAACAUCUCCAAUCAAGCGCGUUGAUAGGCUUCGUGCCGAAAAAAAUUACGAGGAAAUCAUUCCAUUACUACUAAAUAAAGGGACAAAAUCGCUGUUAUCCCGUAGUUUUCGUAGAUCUUUAGUAGACGAAGCAGUCAAUUGUGGGCAGCUCGGGACGGCAGUCAAACUCGCUGUGUGUAAUGCUCUGAACGUAGCUGAUAUUUCUGCAGAUAAUAUGGUUAUGGAAAUACCGGUUCGCUGUUUAGGAUACAUUCGAACCUCGCCACAGGAUUCAGCUGUUGAGAAAGUGCUUGUUGAAGUGUUUCAGUAUUGCAUUUCCGAGAUGGAAGAAUGCGACAAAAUGCAAGAAGACCCCGGUUCGGAUACUGCUAUUGCCGAGCAGAGGCUGACAAAUCUGGAAGAGUUUGUUAGGAAAUUUUGCGUGAAAGCUAACUCACCAAAGGCAUGGAAGACAGCUGCUGCUACAGGUCUCGACUUUCUAAGCCCUCCGCAAGAUUACAUUACCCGCCUAAGCAACGUUCAUUUCAAUGGACGCGAGGACGUUAUGGACGAAGAUGACUCUUGGGAACCCAAACCGAUUCAAAAGCCCGAUGUAUCCAAUACAAGAGACAAGACUAGAAAAGCAAUAAGGUCCUUUUUAGAAGAGAUGGCUCAGGCUACUUCCAAUUUCACUCAGUUUUCGAAAACAUCUGGAAACGGAAAGACCGAAGACAUACUUGUGUCUUAUCAAUCAUCAGUAAAGCAAGCGGUCAAGUAUUGCAUAAAAUUAAAAGAAUACAUGGCAGCAGCAGUUCUGUUGCAGUUUAUCCCGGCUGAUACAAAUCUAGAGUCAGAGUACGUGGAUGCUCUUCGUUACAUUAAGCAAGCAGCCGAAAAUGAGGCAUUCGCUCAAUCCACUUUCUUAAACUUGGUGUGGAGCACACCAAUGUUAGAGGCCAUAGUGUGUAUGGCAAAAGCCAGGGGACAUCCCGAGGUUGCUGACCAAGUCAUCAAGCACAUGAAUGAACCAUGGACAUUCACGGGUAAAGAUUAUGAUCCGAACUACAGAAAAUUACAUAUCGAGAAGACCAAGCAACGAUGUUUUCUGGAGUUAUGUAAAAUCUUUGUUGAUGAUUGA
Paraglomus occultum is the source of this 1836-nucleotide messenger RNA. NCBI's taxonomy places the organism in Eukaryota, Fungi, Glomeromycota, Glomeromycetes, Paraglomerales, Paraglomeraceae. The record is from the annotation of a GenBank genome assembly.